This is a messenger RNA of Osmia lignaria (orchard mason bee), 22639 nucleotides long. RefSeq names its product Heparan sulfate 3-O sulfotransferase-A (gene Hs3st-A). The record is from RefSeq and is a predicted model, not a curated record. Gene Ontology annotation, molecular function: [heparan sulfate]-glucosamine 3-sulfotransferase activity. NCBI's taxonomy places the organism in Eukaryota, Metazoa, Arthropoda, Insecta, Hymenoptera, Megachilidae.
UCGAAGAGGCCAGGUCGACCCUUGUCUCUGCUCCGUUCGCAUCAAUGAGAAUCAUUCUCUGCAUCGUUCUGCGCUCGUUUUUUUUUUCAUCUCCUCGAUACCAGUGAUCACGCUCGUUGAUCGAUUACCAAUCGAUUAACGUCGACACACUGUUAAUAAGUCAGUGUGUCGCGUGUUCGUGGUGAUACGUUGUGGAAAGGUCAAAAGUCGUGUUGCAUGUUAUUGUGACCCAGGCCUGUUCCUCGUCCCGAUGUACUGGUGAUGGUAGAUUUAGAAUUGUGAGCAGCAGGAUUUCAGUGUCAUCCAGCGGCAUAAUCGUCGUUUACCUGGUGACUGGUAACACCUAGAAACCGCUGUGUACCUCCGCGGCCUAGUGACCUGACCUUGGGUCGGCCCGACCAGGAAGUGGCAGAUACGCAGUAUUCGAGCUUCAGUGAAGAUGUGAAGUAGAAGUGAAGAUGGGAGAACGCGUUGCUGGUCAUCUGCUGUAAACACAUUUUCGAGCAGACAAAUCGGCUUGCAUGGACCUUGAUUAGCUGGCCUUAAUGCGAGGACUGCAGGCAUUCAGCGCGCCGACAGAGGAAAUCUCAAGAAUGUGAACAAUCAAACUAACGCAAAUGCCCAACAAGGCACGGCCUCGUCAAGAGUGGUCUCCCAAGUCCCCUAUUCAUGUAUUGUGGAUGCCCCGCUCUGCCAUGAGGCCGGCCGAGGGCGACACUUCGGACUGUAUCCUAGUGGUAGGAAUAUCCAGACCGAAGAUGGCCGCAGCCUUCCUCACGGUUGUCCUCCUCUCCCUGUUUCUCACCUUCCACAUCCUCUACGACAGCGCGGUGUACAGUCUGCACGCUGCAUCGGCCGUGGAGGGUCGUACCGUUGAGUUGGUAUCGCAAGUCCGUGCCACCCCGCCAUUGCUGUUCUCCAGCAAGGUCCACUUCCCGCGUACUAGUCGUCAUCUACCUCAGGCAAUCAUAAUCGGCGUGCGCAAGUGCGGCACCAGGGCGCUCCUCGAGAUGCUCUUCCUACACCCUCAGAUCCAGAAAGCCGCUGGCGAGGUCCAUUUCUUCGACCGGGACGACAACUAUGGUAAAGGUCUCGAAUGGUACCGAAGAAAAAUGCCGUAUUCUUUCAGAGGGCAGAUCACCAUCGAGAAGAGUCCUAGCUAUUUCGUAACACCCGAGGUACCCGAAAGAAUCCGCGCGAUGAACGCGAGCGUGAAGUUGUUGCUGAUCGUCCGAGAGCCGGUUACCCGGGCGAUUUCGGAUUACACUCAGCUUAGGACCCAUGCAGCGACCGCGUCCACCGUAACCAAUGGGACACCUCGCAGCGUACAGCAGCAACAACAGCAACAAGCUGCUCGUAGUUUCGAAGAGCUAGUGAUGCGACCCGACGGCACCAUCAACGAAUCGUACAGACCGGUCGCCAUCUCGCUGUAUCAUACGUACAUGCACAGGUGGCUGGAGGUGUUCUCCAGGGAGCAGAUCCUCAUAGUGAACGGCGACCAACUGAUCGAGGAUCCGGUACCGCAGCUGCGCAGGAUCGAGAGUUUCCUAGGAAUAGAACCUAGAAUCGGUAGGCACAAUUUCUAUUUCAACCAUACGAAAGGCUUCUACUGCCUGCGCAACGAAACGUCGGAGAAGUGUUUGAAAGAGAGCAAAGGUAGACGGCAUCCGCGGGUCAGUCCUGUGGUGGUCACCAAGCUGAGGAGGUUCUUCAACGAACAUAACCAACGAUUCUACGAGCUCGUAGGAGAGGAUCUGGGUUGGCCUGAGGAAUAACCGUCGAGAGGAAACGGUUCCCAUGAUGAAAGUGUUGCGUGAAGCCACGAUGGAUCGCUGAGCCUGGAGUUUGCGACGGUUCCCUGAAGAACUAUCGCUGGGCGUGUGCGAAUUUUCCAAACUCCCAUCGAUGGAAAUUACGAAGGUGUCUUCGCGUGAAAUUCGGAUAACAGCGUUAUAACGAAAUCGUUCUGUAACAACUCGGCUGGUCCGAGUACUCGUGCAAGGCUUUUAAUUAUUUCAAAGAAACUCCAACAUCUCGGUCUACGUGGGAAAUUAACUGAAACACCGUCCAAGAGGAUUCAGGGCGAAAUUAACGAGCAUCAUCGUUGCUUGAAUCGAGCAAAUGUUUCGUGAUGAAGAGAAAGAAGAUACCUUCGUGAUUGAAGCUCGUCUAAACGGAGAGUGAAGCGGAGUUAAUUGAAGAAUCGCAGAUCCGCAGCGUUCGUUUGGCGUCGUUUACGAAGAUUCCUGAGGAACAGGAUUUAUCCGCAACAGGCACUCCUCGUCGUGGAGAGAAUCGAGGCUGAUCAGGAUGAGUACCUUUUAUAUUUUACUGAUUAGCUUUAAGAUUAAAACGGGGUAACAGCUCGAUGGUACACAUUAUCCACCGUCAAUGUGCUCGAAUGAUCAUUUUUAUAUAUUAAUUACAUUUCGUGUAGGACUUCUUACCGAGAAGGUAGAAAUCAGGAUAAACAUUACACACUAUUCAUUUUCGAAACAGUUUCUUCUAAGACCAAAAUUUCGGAAUUCAAUUAUCGUUUUGCUAAGCCUUUAUUAUUCUUGCAUAGUAUCCCUGCUGUUUUGAAAUUUCCUCCAGAGAAGUAUCCAUGCCCCGUACUGUACACCCAUAACAACGAAAGGGUUAACGAUACGCGAUAGAGUUCCUUCGAGAAAAAUAAGACGCGAUACGCUUUCUUUGCGAGCCCAACAAUCCUGCGGGCCUCUUCAGGAAGGGCGCUCGAGCAGCAAGCGAACUCGAGUGCACCCUGAAGAGGCUCGUGGCAACGAGUCAAGCCAUUAAAUCGAGUGCAUGCAAUUUAAUGGAUAUACGGUUCCGGCCAGGACUCGUCAUUAUUAUCGGUAAAUCCCGAGUACUCGCGUGCUAAUUGUCCCUGAAACGGUGAAUCCAUCCCUGAAACGCAGCGGAUUGAUUUGAGAUUCGUAAUGAUCCUCUCGGGGAUGACAAUGGAAUUGAAAAUUUGAUGGAAUAAUUGGAUCCGAAGGUGAAGAAGGUUGAUCGAGUGAUAAAACGUUUGAAUUUAAUUGAAGUAAAUUAGAUUUCGAAUGAAAGUAAUUGAAAUUGUUUCAAGCCCCGAGGAGCGAAUUAAUUGGACCUUUUGAAUUAUCAAUGAAAGGAGAGUUUCCGAAGAUUCUGUUUCGAAUGCAACACCAAUUGUUUAUUUAUCAUUCCAGGAAUUUUUCAUACCGAGCAGAAUAAUUAGAGUUAAAUAGAGCUAAUCUCAGGGAAGAUAUCAACUUUUGCAACAUAUACACACGUAUCAUUUUUAAUGAAAUAUACGAACUAUCCGUUCACUCAUAGAAUACCUACGAUUAACAUAAAUAUACAAACAGCAUUCUUUAUUUUUAAUUCCUUAAAAUACAUAUUUCUUUCUAAUUUCAAAUAACAAGAUUUUCAUUGUCACUGAAAACGUGUUCAAAUUGUUCGUGAAAUCGAUAACGAGAUCAUUGAAUGACCCAUCGAGGAAAAUGGAGGUGAUCCCGUGGAUGAGGAAGUAGAUAGAAUUGGCGAAGGAAUUUCAAAGGACGACCCUUGAUAUCAUUCACGGCCACGCGUGUCCUAUGGGAUUUCGUUGCCGUAGAGUUGAUUCCGACUGGGUCGUUAGUCAGAGGAUCGGACGUCUGUCCGUCGAUUCUCGUGGCGAACGAAUUCGAGCACAUUGCACGGAUCCCCGGGUAUUUAGAUCGAUCGAUUUCCGGUAAGAGAGCGGAACGAUCCAUCGAUGCUGUUACUCCUUCCUCCGCGUGGCUGCGCGCAACAUCCUCGUCUUGUUCCAUAGUUACACACGCAUAUACACACUUGCAUUACAUAUACAAUUACUUACAUCGAUAUUUAGAUAUUGCACCAUUUUUUAAUUCGUUGCUUUCCAUACAAAUUUUAUUAAAAAGUUACAAAGUAUAGGGUGUAAGGGUGAAACGUAUACAUAUCAAAAAAUGUGAUACAUAUAAAAUACAUAUCAGAUACAUAUCAGUAGUGAAUAGAAUAUACACAUUAAAUAGAUAGAAAAUAAAUGAAAGAAAAAAUAAAAUUUAACUCGGAAUACAUUGCAAAAUAAUUGGGAUUGAGUAAUUCAUAUUUUCAUAACAUAAACACAAUUUCUUGUACGAAGCAUCAAAUUCUAAAUGGUGUGCUAUCCAAAUACUCGCAUAAACACGCACGUACAGUCUUGUGCGACUUGGGUUUUUCUUAGUUAAAAAAAUGUAGGGGUCAGAAAUGAUUCACUGGUCGUCUUUAUUCGUGUUCUUUACGAGAUUCUAAGGAAGGUUUUCCUGAGAUCAAAGACGAGUAGCGAGACAUUCUUACCCCUGUAUCAACCCUUAACCAAAUGAAGUCUACGUUACACCUAACUGUACCUACACACACGUACAUACAAGUAACAGUAACGCCGGCCAAAAUAAAAUAUUGACGCGAAUCCAACGAAAAGAACUGUUUCUGGUAAAGCAGAUUUCCAUGGAACAGAAACGAUUCGUUUGGAGGAUACGCGUCGCAUGGAUCACAUUGGUCCGUGAAUUUACAUAUCAUCUAGGUUAACUAGUUCGUAUUACAGAAGAUUUAAUAUUUUUAUAAUCCACAUUGGAAGUUGUUAUAUCGAGUCGUUAAGCUUAUCGUGUACAGGAAGAGGAGGGCCACCCUUGAGGAUUAGGCUUAAGGGAGGUGUGCAAGUACGCUCGGUGAUCUUUGGUUUCGUUACUCCUACAAAUCAUUCGAUUAAUGAUCAGAGAUUCAUUAAUUGGGAAUAGUAAAAAUUCUUUAGGAAGAUCAUUGGAUUUUUUUUCUGAAAGGAUACACGACUCACUGGAUAAUUGCAAAUGGAAAUUGAAUUUUUUUAUUAAUAUUUUGGUAGGCAUCUGAUAAUUAUAGAAAAUUUAAUUUUUUGUUUUAUAGCUUCAAAUAUUUAUGGAACAAAAAUGGCAUUUAUUGCUACUGUUGCUGUUAGUUUUAUUCAAUUUUAUAGAUUGCUGUAAGAUUGAUAGAAGUCGUUUAAGAUGUAAUUGAAUUUGAAAGAAAUUUCAAUUUCGUUGAGAGGUUUUAAAUUUCUAUAGAGCCAUAUAGUGAAUUAAAGUUUGUAAAUUGAAUGUUUUUGUAUUUUAUUACGUGUGAGGGUGGUAUUGAGGAUCGUAAAAAGGAAUAGGAUGUAAGGAUGAAACGUAUACAUAUCAAAAUGUGAUGUACAUGAAAUACAUAUCAGUAGUAAAAUUUUUAUAUAGAAUAUGUAUAUUGGAAAAUUAUGGAAAUAAGAAUUCCAAAUUUUUAGCGUUUAUCGAAGGAGAAAAUUAAUCUAUUAUAUACUUAAAGUAACUUUUUAUCGCAUACUUUUCCUGAAUAAAGAUACAAGAUUGAAUUAAAAUUAGAAUUAAAAUCGAGGUAAAAAUGAGAGAGGAUUAAUUAAAUUACAAGUGUAUGAAAUAAUAUUGAAGUAUUAUUAUUACUUUUUUUUUAAAGUUGCUGUAAUAUCUCAUCUGAUUUCCUAAAAUUUUCUACUACAACGAAAUUUACUGAUAGUUUAAUCAAUUUUAAUAUCAAUUAUUGACCAAGAACGUGUGAAUUUACAGCACAUCAUAAAGAAAGUUAUAAAUCGUAACUAUACAUUUGAUAAAAUAAGAAGUUAGAUAUUGAACAGCACAUAAAAUCAGACUGCUUUGAAAUAGUAUUUCAAGUAAAAAAUAGAAAUACUUUCGAAAUAAGAAUUUCAAAUAUAUUCUCAGAACUAUUUCAAUAGUUCUUCUGCUUGAAAUAUACUCAGCUCCAGAAAAUAUUGAUUCAAGAGAAAUUGACCAUUCAUCGUUGACAUCUGAUACAGAUGAAAAUCCAGAGAAAAAAGAAUCUUUCGACCCAUGACAUCGUCCGUAUCCUCCUUUACCUUACCGUGAACCUUCAGAUAGCUGCUUCCAUUCGAGUCCUCGUAAUGGACCUUAUAUCGCAGAUCUUCCUACGUACACCUAGUUCAAUAUAUCCAACGCGCGAGAUUGAAGCGCAGGGAUAUCGACAUAAAGGGUGGAAAAGAGAUAGGAACAGGGAGGGGCCCGUAUAUCACGCGAAGAUGGAAGUUCGCGAUAAAAUUGACCAUUUGUUUCUGAAAGGGAGAGGAAAAAAAAAAAGGAAGGGAUCCUGGCGUGAAAAUUCCAUCGAUCCUUCGAACGACACCUCGAUGAACGACCCCUGCGAAAUUCUCUGUAAUGGACAAAGAAAAAUUCCAAUUGCUUUUUUUUUUUUUUUCAAUGGCCCUUUAUUUUGAAUUCUUCACGCGUCACCAUUUCGCUUUGCUUUUGGGAAUUGUAUUGAACACGAACGCGAUAGAGGGUUGAACUGCAAAACCAGUAACUCCAUUAUGAAAAUAUUCCUUUUUACGGUGACAUGAUUUAUUAGGUGACGUUAUUUGAAAUAGAUAUUAUUUCUACAAAAAGAAAAUUAUGUUAAAUUUGUUAAAUUUCUGUAGCUUCUUGAUGGGUAUCACGAAAUUACAUGAAGAAAUAAAAACUCGUUUCCAUCGAGUACCAACGGGUAGGAAAGUUAACUUGGAUCCUUGGAUAUCCACCAUUUGUCUCUGUUCCUGGCACACGCACAUACACAGUGAUAAGAGCCAUUACUCGAAACCGUUGGUAAUUUUCGCUAACGAAAAUACGUCUGGCUGUUGCACGGUAAUAAAAAGCAAAUUGAUCUUCGCCAAGGAGUCGAUGUUAUCCGGAUAGGAAUACAUAGCUAUUUAAAUACAAUGCACCGGUUUCAAGAGGCUCGAUAUCGAAAAGAAACUGUUCUCCUUCGAGGAUCCGUUUGAACCGUGAAUAAAGUUGUCGUGGAUGGUUUCAUGGGAGUUCUAUCUUCCCGAGCUUAGCUGAUUUGUAUGGGGGAUGAUAGACGUGAAACCGUCUAUCCUUGACUCCCUGACCUUCUCUGAAUCUGGAAGAUAAAUGGCCGAUGGAGAGACAGGAAGAUAAAGGAGAGGUUUGUUUCACUAAUGGAGUUCAUUGUAUUAGAUGGUGUAUACAGGGUUUAUCAGGAUAGGUAUUCGGUUAUUGUAUCGAGUGCUAAAUUUUCCCAUGAUUUCAUGAUAUAAAGGUAACGUAAAUUAGCACUUGUGGUAUAUCAAAUUAAAGGUUAAGAUUUAGCGAAAGUGACUGUAUAAAACUUUCGUUGAUAUUCUUAACACAGAGUGAUUAGUCCUGGAUCGCAACGAACACUGUUAUUCUACUGUGUCGAAUAUCUAAAUUUGAAGUAUAAACAGUCUGACAUGAUUUCAUGACGUAACGGUAUCUCCUAUUAAUCGCAAGAAACUGAAAAGGGAACAAAAGGAAUAGAAACAGUCGUUUGCUCGUUGUAAAUGAAGAGACACGCUAUAAAUAAUUCGCUUUACAGAACAGUGAGUCGUGUAUCCUCGAUGGGCAGCUUUCAUCGGUUCGCCCUGUUAUUCCUGGCAAUAAAUACCUUUCUGCCUGGACAGAAGUUGAAUUUCGAUCACAGAGCACUCGAUAGCAGCCGGAUGGUACGAAAGAAAGUGGAAAAAACUGAAAAUACGAGUAUUCGCUCCGACUUUCCUCUGAAUCCGUUCCAUGCUCUUGAACGUCAUCAUCGUAAAAUUUCUUUCACGAUCUUGGUAAAUCAUCUUCGAUCCGAUUCCAUUCCGUGAAUUUUUUGAAAGAAAAAAACAGAUAGAAAUCUUAGAAUUCACGAAUUAGACUGCUUCGUCAAACUUAGAAAUUAAUUAAAAUAAAAAAAUAGAAUACAGUGAUGCACGAAUUAUCAUGCAAUUUGCACACUCGAAUAAAUAUUCUUGGCGUAUUCAAAGGAGCUGAUGAUCGUCGAAUACAAAUAUAAAGCAGACGCUAAUUCAACAACUUAGCUAAUUCGUCAGCUAAUCAAAGCGAGCCACCGAGCUUGAUCUUAGCUAAUCUUUACAGAAGGGACCAGCUUUGAUCCGCUCGUGAAUUACGUUUACUCAAGCUGCAAUCCGAACGCAGCCUCGUAUCCUUUUCGAAGAAUUCAGCUGGGAAAGUUUAUGACUGUCAUACCGUAUUAUAAAUUCAACACGGCAACACUAGUUUCACGAUGCAAGCUUCGAUUCCUUCGUGAAAUUCACCAGGAACCGUACACUUUCCGACUAACGCGGUUUCCGCUAUGAUCACUUUCGAUUAAACUCACUUGGAAACUUUCCGCAGCUUGAUUUAAUCUUUCUCGAGAUUUUCAAAGCUUUUUAGUGCGCCAAGAACGUUCUUCUUCUGGAUAAUUUCUUCAGAUAUGAAUUAUUGUUCCGCUAACAGAGUUUGGAGUCGUCGAAAGAAAUGAAUUAAAAAUUGUAGCAAUUAAUUGUAAUAUUAUAUGAAUUCACCAGUCAGGGUAUUUUUACGCAUUCGAGAUGAAAUCAAUUUUCCUUAGGAAGAAAAAAUUGCUCCUUAUUCUUGAACGCUCUAUUUUAUUAGAAUAAUCCUCGGGUUCAGCUACAUUCAAAUUAGAAUUUUAUUCCUGAAUUUUUCCAAAAUCAUGGCUCUUUUAUCUUUUAUUUAAGGGGUCGAUUAAAAUGUAACACCCGAGAGACUCGUUUGAGGGAAGCAAAGUCCAAAGGGAGAGGUGGUUUUAUAGAAAACAAGGUCGUCCAUCGUGUGUAUCCGUCCGGUGCCAGGUCGAGUUAGCAGGUGAGCGUGGCUGAAUUAUGCCUUAUUACGAAGCGGAAGGGCCAAGUCCUGUACACGUCAGUCACGCGAAUAAAUUGUAUCUCUGGCGGCGAAGUGGCCAGGGAAAAGAAAGAUUAGAAAGCGUGGAGACGAGCCAGCCCCGGGAAAAAUGCUACUUUCUACCGCGACCACUACGAGCUGUUGAAUUAAUUCGCUGUAUUAAAAACACCGUGUCCACUUUUCUUCUUUUUUUCUUAACUCCUUUCUUUCGUUUAACCUUUCUUAGAGGAAGUUUUCCUUUGUCCUUCAAACGCGACAGAAACGUGGCGUGUAUUACGAAAAUUCCAUUUUAAAUGUUUUUCAUUGGUUAGUUGAAUUUUUCGAAAAUAACGAGAUUGCUUGUAUUUUCGAAUGGUAUUGUUACGUUUUUGCUUGUUUCGUUGCAGUAUCCAUUCUGAAAGAGAAUUUUUGAAAUUCUCAGGAAAACGUUGAAAGAGAAAUAAUAAUUACACUUCCACUUAAAAGUCAGGAUACGUAUUCAAAUUUUAUAAAAGUCUGAAAAAGAUUUAAAUUUAAAGGAAAAUAAUGUUUUUUCUAUUUUGUAAAAUUAUUUAAAUAAUUCUACCAUUUUGAAGGGUUUCAUUUGGGGAGAAAUUUUCAGGGUGAUUUUUUAUUUGGAAACUACGAUGAACGACUGAUGAAUGAUUUAUGGUGUUUCAGUUAUAUUGCAAUAUACGUUUUGUUGGAUAUGUAAAUUCAAUUAAACCAUUAACGAUUACAGUUUCCCAUUCGCUAUGUUAUCGUUUCUGAUAUUCUAAGCUCUAGAGGAACCUCUUAAUGCACCGUUCGCAACUGAUACUCGGGUUGCAUAUAAAUUAGAAUGCAAGUGAAUAAUUAGCUAGGUUCCGAUGAAAUAUAGCGGAUCAUUUAAUUGAAUUUCGCGAGAAUUUCCAUUUACCAAAAUUAUCCAUCCAUUAUCAAAGAAAUUAUAAAGAAUAUUUUGAUCAUUUUCAAAACUCGAUCCUUCCAAAAAAAAAAAAGAGAAGAGGGUUCGAUAAAUGCAUAAAUCAUCGACAUUGUUUCGUUCAGCUCAUAAAUCAUUUCUACCUGUUCGAAUGUAAAUUGGAUUCAACGCGUCGAGCGAGAGAAAUGAAACACUUUGACGUAGAGAAAAAUAAUUUUGAAGAUCAAGAUUCGAUCGAGCCAAGCCCUCCUGUUAAAUCGUGGCCGUUUCAUUAAUCUUGUUCAACGAUGAUUUUUGUAUAUGACCGGAACGUAAAUUUAAUUCAAUGCUCUGAGCCUGGUAAAUAGGAUCGUUAAAUAAUUCACGCGCUCUGUUACGUUGAUAUUCAGUUCCUGUUUUCAUAAUUCAUUUCCUCGCUCUACAUCGGCCAUCCCGCUCAUCUGGGCCGUGAUCCAAAACUUUACCCGUGUCCACCCUCAAAUUAGCUGAUCAAUGACUUUCCGUCGACUUUAACCACCGCGUUACACGUUUCUUUCUUCAAAGUAUCAAUGUCUAAAUUUUAUAGAAAUUUUUCAUUUAUAACAGCACUGGAUGAAAUAGCGUUUAGAUUAAUAAAAAGAAAAAAUUCUGCAGGUUAUUAAAUUUUCAUAAAUCGACCUUGGUAAGGGAAUGUAAGAUAGACACGGUGUUAGCAGUGUCGUGAGCGAUUGUAAUCACAAUUAAUCGAACGUCGUUACACGCGGUAUUAAACGACGAUAACAAUGAAUCUAAGCCGAGGAAAGCCGUAGACGGUUACGUACGACGUACCCCGUUACCAACAAGUUAUUACUACUGUCCCACGAAAUUACUUUAUUUCCGUAUUUAAAUGAGUCCUGUGAACGACUUCUCGCGUGUCCGACUGAUAUCGAAUGUGCUUUUCGUUUGGCUAACUAUAUGAUUCUCUUGAACCAUUAAAAUCUUAUAAUUUUUCAUUUUCUUCUAACCGACGGUUUCAAUGAUUUUUUUGAAGAAUUAUUGAAAAAUGGUAAAAUAGAAAAAUUAUUUAUUAACUUCUAGCGAUAGAGUUGAAAUUUGAAUGGAACUUGUUUGUAGAUUUCGUAUUACAAACAAUUCACAAAUUAAUUUGGAUAAUUGAUUCCCUUUGAUAAGAAAGGACAAUGGGCACACGAUGUCCAAUCACGUUUAAUUGCCUCUGGUUCUUGAACUAAUCAACCUAAAGGCAGAGCGUAUGACCACCCUAAAACUUGUCGCAAACCGAGAGAAAUUCCCAGUAUUGGCGAGCUGUACCUAAGGUAGAGAUCGUUAGAAUCAUUUGUUCCAUUAUGACCACCCAGACACUCUAAGCUUUAUGGAAUGACUAUUGAUUGGAAGAUGGCAGGUUGUCUUGAAAAUGAAAUCUUCUACUUCGAAAUGGAAGGUUUAUUUUCAGAAAUAUGUUAGUUCGUUUGAAUAUCUUCACUUCCUUCUUUGUCUCUUUUCGCCAUUUCUCUCUGCACCCCACAUUCCCUACUUUCUUUUUUAUCUUUCAGUCUAACGUGCAAUCGGCCACUCUUCUCUUUCAAUCUAACCCGCAAUAAAACCGGACUUUUCAGCUGCACUCGCCCUUUUGCCGUAUUAGUUACUCUCUCGUUUUUGCAUGUUUCCCUUCCUUUACUUUUCUCUCAGCCACUAGGGCGUCCCACUUUCAACCCUUUCAGCUUUCUUCUCAAGCAUUUCAACGACGUUCCCCCUCACCGCCCCCCGCCUUUCUUUUUUCUUCGCAUUCUACGCGACCACGAUCGCGAUGUCCUGAUUUCACCUUUUUUACGUGGAUCCUUGUCGAAAGCUAGUUAACACCUUUUCCUUGUCCUCGUAGAGUCGAGAAAACUUUGAAGCUUCUUUCGGAAAGUAACUAAGACUUUUUCCACGAAUUUGGAGAAUAUAAAUCUUGGCUGCAAGAAAGUCACGAGCUUAAGGAUUAAGUUAUUUCAGCAAGAAAAUUGACGAGUUUCGGGUUAAAGAUAGAAAUUAUAUUCUCUUUUAAGCAAGAGUAACGAGGAAAUGUGGAAAUUCUAAUUUUCCUUGAAUUAGAAAUUCUAGUUUGAUUACUGGGAACAGUUUGCAGAGAUGGCAGUGAGGGAAUGAAAAACCUCAGGGCAAUUUUCUUCUCAUUGCCGAGGGGAAAAAUGGUGUUACAUUGAAACACGUGAGGAAGUUAAUUUCUCUCGGUACUUUGUUUUAUGAUUCUCUUGCACCGUCUUAAAAUUAUCACUCGAAUUGUCGUAUCUUUUCCUGGUUACGAUACAGGUAUGCAUGCACAGACGAUAAUGUUAAAGGAUCAUGCAUUCGUAAUAUAUGCACCACGUAUGCACUGAUCCCAGGAUAACAAGACCUUACGUCACUCUAUAAUGAUAUUCAAACAGAGAAUAAAGUGAUAAACCAGAGAAUAUAUACAUUUCGUAACAAGUGCAAGUAUUAUACUUCUUUUCCGUCUUCUUCGAUAUCCUUUUUUGUUACGAAGACAAAAAGGAUUCCCUUUCAAUAUUACAGUGUGAAAAUCAUUAUAAAUUAUUUAUUCCUGAUUAUAAUGGAACAGAAAUAAAUUAUUUAUUCGAAUUUCAAUCUAAAAUAUUCAUUUUGGUGAACAUUUAAUCAAUCAAAAUUAUUAUUAUAUUUUGAUAUUAUUAUUAUUGUUAUUAUUUAUAAUUAUUAUUACAUAUAAAUUAUUCAUAAGGGAAGAGACUCCAGUAGAGUAAUUUUGAUUGCAAACAUACUUGAAGCGUUUCAAAUAUUAUUGUUCACGAAUGACAAACAAAUUAAUUAAUCUCUGUGACGUAAGAAAUAUUGAAAAUCUUAGGAACCAGGUGUACCUUGUGCAGAAAUGAACUUUGCCGACCAUUACCGUCACCGUCUAUAAGAUAUUUAAUCGGGUCGCUUGGGGUACAGUAAAAUUCUGGAUCGAUUUUCCAUUAAUCGACUAUUAGUAUGCGAUAGCUAGUUUCUUCGUGUACGGGAAAUGACUUUGGUCCCUUGAGAUAAUAAUAAGGCAGCAAUCGUCCCGCGAGAAUGUUCUUCGAUAAAGUGUAAGCUCUGACCGGGAAGUUCAUUUGUCGAAUAAUGAACCGUGUAAUUCGAUGAAUUCAUCUUCUGUUACUCUAAUUACGAGAAGCUUCUUCCUAUUUUCUCGUUUAAAAUCACAAACCAUUUUAUAACAAGAUCUUGUCGUUUAUGAUAAAAUUGUUGCUCGAAAAAGAAAGAAUUAAUUAAUAAACCAGCAUAGACAGUAAUUCUUUAUUUCAACAAAAACACUUUAAUAAAUUUUACAAUUUAAAAUAACGAAUUUGAAACAAGUGAUUCUGACCUGUCUGGUAGUUCUAGCGUUAAAUUAACAAUAUGAAAAAUUAUUUUUUAAUUUUCCUUUCAGUUACAUGCGGUACCGAAAGGUAACAAUGGUUUACUUAUUUAUACCUGAAAAUUAUUUGAAUUCUUCAGAUUCUUUGUUUAGUAUCCAAAAAAAUGGGGGAAACAAUGAUAUACAAUCAGGGCAAGGUUGUAGAAGUAGGAAAUACUUAAAAGGGAUCGUGUGCCAAGGAAAGUAGAAAAUUGAAACAUUCAACUUGCCUAAAUGCUAGCUGUGUUUGCGGAAGUGUUGACAUUUACUACCCACCCCUCAUUGUCAGCGAUAACCGUUCUCACGUUUUUGGCAAUUUUCCAACGCUCGUUCGCCAACCAACACGCUCUUCGCGAAUCACUUCGCGACCGACGUGUUAAAUAGUUAUGCAAGACAAAUUGCUUGCCAUAAUACGCUAUCUUGUCGUUGACAAUGAUUACCUGCUUCCAUUAUACCUAAACCCUUCUCAUUAUAUCAUUUAAUGACGUUAGAAACUCUGAUUAAUUAGUAGGAUACUUUCAUAAAAUACAAAUAGAAAUUCAAUAGAACAAGCUCCUCUAUAAAUAUUUCUAUUUUUCAUUUGAAAUACUGUUUCAAUCGAACACCGUCUCUAUCAAGAUUUCCAGUCGUGUAUAAAGAGCACGCGUACAAAAAUUAUUUUUAAAAAAACAAUGUACAGAAGACGUGGCGACGAGAUUUACAUUUGCCUGGUGCAUGAAUAAACCGAAACGUGUCGCGAAUCGAACGAUUUCAAUUUCAAAAACAUUCACAUAACGCGAUUGAUUUUCUCUGUGCGUUUAAAAUGCAGCGCGCGAAACCGCGGCGAGAAAAAAUGGGUAUUCGAAAAAAAAAGAAGGAAGAAACUCGCGUUUUAUAAAGAACCCAGGAGUCUGAUUUUCAUCGGUUCGCGAACAAAGGAUAAAGGGUCGAAAAUUUAACAUCCGAAAAUUCAUGGAAAGCGAACCGCAGUUUUUCCUUCUGCUCCAUUCCUUUGAUCCUUCGUCCACGUUUCCGCGGACGUCUUUCCAUCACGCGUUAAUUACCCCAGCCAUUUCAACUGUGCGUGCGAGUGUUUUUUCCUUUCGUUCUUCAUUCAGAAUUAAUUGUGGCUUCAAAGCGGCUGGCAUUAAUUAAACGGACUACCGGAUCUGGUUAUUUAUUCGUUUUCGCAAACGGCCGACUGAUUCGUUCGGAAUUAAGAUGCUGAAUUUGUAUUUAAAAUUGGUUUUCAAAAAGGAGGAAAAAUAUUUUCUGCUUUUACUGUCCCGUUUUGUGAAUCAUAAUUCUUGUAGAUAUUUUCAGGAAACUAAGAAAACAAUUUCAUUUUGUAUCAGCAAGAUGCAUAAGCACUUAAGAACGAUUCCUUCUGAACAAUUAACAAGUCGCAAUCGUCCUGUUAUCGAUGGUACAAUCAAAGUAAAUGGAUCUCGAUGCGCAUUAAUUCGAGCAGAGCCGAGAAUAUCCUCCUUUUGAAACUUUUAAUAAGCACGACUUUGCGUUUCAUAAAAUCUCCCGUCUAUUCUGGAACAACCUCUUCGAUUCGAUCGAUUCCCUUUCCGAGUAUUAAUCGACGAACGGGGAACAUCGUUGAAACUUUUCCUCGUUGAACUUUGAGAGACCGCGUUAUACUUAGCCAUGCGAUCUUCAUUACAUUCUAAUCGAAUCGGGUUAUCGAACAAAGCUGCGUCUUCGAGAAAUAACUAUUUCAGAUAGAGUUCUUCGAACGGCAAAUAUGUCGAGGAGAAUGAACAUCGUUUCUUUCCGAACAGAGAAAACGGAGACUUUAAUUUUCCAGCGAAAUUAUCGGUAAAACGGAUAACACGCGUCUCUGUGAAAAUUCAGCCAUCAGCCACACAUGGACGGCGAAUGUUUAAAUUGGAACGUAAAGCAUUGCCGGAAAGUUUUGGUAACAAGGUGCUCGCCGGUAGCCCGAUACGGGCCGGAUAAUCGAAUCUAUUCCACCUUUUCCCUUCGCCAAACUCACGGAAUCGAAUUGAAUCGAGUCGAGUCGUUAAGAAGGGUCGAGUAGGAAAUUGACACAAUGCCUUCGAGGCACAUAGAGCAAAUGGUGUCGAAUGGAGCGAACGAAACCAAAGACUUUAACGAGAGCGAAACCGGAGCGGAAAGAGUAUCCGGCUGCAGGCUGGACAGGGUGAGCCUAGGAACCUCGUCUCGUUUUUUUACUCUCUCGUGGGCUCCCGUUAGUGGUUAAAAACAGAAUUAACAUAUCGUAAUCGCGUUGUCGAGUAUAAGAAACGUUCGAAGAUACUUGCUUCCGUCAAAUUUCCACUGUGAAACCGUCUUUGUUCGAUGACGAGAUGAUUUAUUCGCGACCAGUCGGUUCGUAAGUUUCACCUUGGUACACUUCUAAUUAGAAUUAUUUUUAAAUUUAUACUAUCUGCUGCGAAGGAUAUCACGUUAAAAGCACGAACGUAAUUUCUCCAGCAUCCUUGAACGUACCAACUACCUUACUCCUAACAUUAUCGAUCAUCUGAAAGUAAUGUUCUUCGUAGAACUUGCUGAUCCUUCGCAUCUGCUUACAAUACUUCAACAAUGUUCGAACUUCAAUCUCGAAAGUUUUCCCUUGUAUCUAUCGAGAAAAUCAGCUAGAAACUACCAGUUUAAUCCCACAAUUUUAAUACAAACCGUGUUACAAUGUUCGGUAACAAUCUAGGGAACGUUGAUCCAUCAAUUUCGUCUUCUACCAUCUAAAUUUUUUCCUGGACUUAGCGAAACUUGUUAUUCGAAAUUUCUUUGACUGACAGCAGCCAUCGAGGUGUUUCGUAAUGAAAGAGUUAAGAAAUUCCUGAAGAGAAAUUCUUUUUCAAACGAAUAAAACCUUCGGUACAGUUCCUUUCCCGCGGUUGCGAACAUUUACAAAAUUAAAUCAAUUUCUUCUCGAUCAAGGUGUAAAUCCAUCUAUCUUCUAUUCAGACCUAUUUCCAGGUGGGUUUAGUUCCUUUUCAUCAGGUAGAAGGAGGCCUCGAACCGCGGUAAUACCGGCAGGCAGAAGUUCUUCAAGAUCUGGCGAAAGUGUCUCCAUCCUUUACUUCGAGAACACUUCGGAGCCACCAGCUAUCUUUUCUUAGUUUUUUCCAUUUCUUUUUUUUUUUUUUUUUCACUUCCUUCUGUCGUUGUCGUUUCCUUUUCCUCUUUUCUCUGCUUUGCUCGGGUCCCGCGAGAGCAUUGCUGAUUUAUUUAAAAGAGACGCUACAGGCAAGAUUCGCGCGGAAACGGAAGGAAAAGGAGGGAGAGGCUCUUCCUUCAAAGCGGAAGUGUUACGAUAAAUUUGAACGGAUAAUAUUGAACGUACAAGUAUCGUUAGAAUUUUUUAUUUUAUUAUAUAAAACAAGCAUUCUGUUCUUUUCAGUAAUUUUCUUUGAAAGUUUAAUGACUUUAAUUGAUCUUUCUUGAAGUAGAAUAAUUAAUUUUCAUUCUUGGAUGAUGGAUUUCUGAAACCUUGCGCAAGGUGUAUGAAAAAAUUAAGUUAAAUUCAAUUUUUAAUUAAUUGACGAAGAAGGACAGCAAGUGUUUGGAUAAUAGUGUAUCAAAAUGAAGUUACAACCGACUCCCUGAAUGAUAUUUCUGUGAUCGAAAGGUAUGAAUGACAUAUGUACAUACACUUUGUUUAUCGUGUACACACAACUCCUCCGUUUCGUCUAAGAAACAGUGCGACGAAAGCAAGUAUCGCCGACAAAGUAACGACGAGAUAUCAAAUAUUUUAUUAAAACACAAGGAAACUCUUAACUAUUCAUUUCUAACAAACAUAAAUCAUUUAUUUCAAUUUCUAUCGAUUGGAACGAUUUGAAAUUUUUAACUUUUAAUCCAACAACGAAAUCGCUAAAUCGCGGUUAGUGGAACUUUCACCGAACAAUCAAUUUAAUUUUACAAUCACUUCGAAGCAACACGAUAUCCUGGACAAUUUUCCGACAAUCCGAUAAUGAAAUCAAAUAAAAUCAUUUGUUUGUGGAACGAAGAGGAUCAAUAUUCCCUGAUCGCGAUUUAGCGAAACUAUAAAACCAUAAAAACCAUAAUAAUCCUUGAAUUCACGAUUUAUUAUUCAACGAUCCUUGAAUUAUAUUUCCACGGAUAUUAAUUGUAAUUUUUGCAAAUUUUAAUUUUAUUCGAGGGAAAUAUAGGAGCGUGGUCGUAAAGUAUUUGAUAUUAAUUCGUGAGGAGCAUUAAGGUGUAAAUAGAAUUAAGAAAAUCUAGGAUCUUAAAUCGUAGCUGUACGUUAAGCAAUAAGCUAUGCUGGAAACGAUACAUAUCAAGAAUUGCCUGUCUGGUGCACUCGAUGUCGAUUCUCGAUACCAGGCACCGAACUAUUCAAAGAAACAAAAGACACCGAUCGAGGCUGGAUUUUAAAGCAUAAACGUCGAAACGAUCGGAACACAAUUUCGUGGCUCGAUGCCUCUUCAAUUUUUGGCAGAGAAACGAAAUAAAAGAGAUGAUCUCGGAAUUUCAUUGAACUCUAUGCUUGAAAUUAGAAAUCAAGGAGAAAUAUUUCAAUAUUUUUUUAGAGAUUAAAAUUUACAACGAGAAGUAUACAAUUUCUUUCCAAAAGUGAACAAAUCAAACGAAAAGAGAUCGAAAUCCAUCGAGAUUUUCCUAGAAUUUUCAUACGAAUUUCGAACACCAUUUCAGAAUAUUAUUCGCUGUAUUUCCAUCGGAUAAUGGUUUUCUUUCCAAGAUAAAUCUACAAUGUCAAGAAAAGCGUGUACAUAGAUCAAGGUAUUUGUGAUUGAAAAUUCCAUUUAUCGUGUUCGAUUAUCCAUAUCCUGUUAUCCAUAAAUAUUAUCAUAAAAUUAUAUUUAAAUAGAGACUUAUAUUACUCCUGUACAGAAUUUGAUAUUAUAUUAGUACCGUAUAAAAGAUGCAUAUUAUUUAAAAUAUUUUCAAACAUAGUUACAGAAAGAUAUCAAAAUCAAACAUCUGCUAAUCAAACUAUCUAAUAUUAAAUGCUAUAAUCAUAUUUUCUUACAUAUAAAAAAAAAGAUUUUAAAAUAGAGAAAAUUUAUUUGUUCAUUAGAACAAUCUGAUUUUCUAAUGCAUUUUCUAUUUUUAUUUUUUAUAUGAAUUUUUCGCUCCCAAAAUUAUUGCAUACCAUAUCACAAAAUACUUUUUUCGUAAACAAUUUAAACAAUUUAACAACCAUAAUAAAUAGUUGCGAUUCAUGCCCGGCAAUAAAUACAGCAGUAUCUGAUUUGUUGCAAUUCUGUAUCGUCACGCGACAGUUGUUCAAUUUGCCAAAUGAAGUACGAUCAUUACAAUAUCAUUUUACGAAAUGUAACAUCCUAUGGGGUUGCACGGUAUGCAUAUCGCAAUUAAAGAUUACACCGGUUGUUGAAUUCCGCAAACGCAUGGUGCAAUGUCGCUGCAAUUUUGCAUCGAUGCAACUGCAUAUUUUUUCUGAUCCAUAUUUCGGGAUAUUUCCAAAUUUCUUCGAUAAACAAUACAAUAUUAAACGACCAUCCACCAUAAUAAAUAAUCAUUACAAUUCAUAUUGCAAUGUUUGUUUCGGCGCAGUUGCAUAUCGUUAUGCAACAGCGGUGCAGUUUAGCAGAUUUUAAUAACGAUCCAUGCGCAGAUGUAAUAUUGAAUUUCGUCUGUACGAAUUACCAUUAAUCUUCGGUAUGAAACAGUUUUCAAACAGAGAACACAGCAGAAAGCUAGAAGCUUACGAUAGAUAGAUCAAAGCUGGAACAAGGAAAGGAGGAAGCGCAGAAUUUUUUUUAUUCCCGAAGCGAGCACACGCUAAAUAAAAAAGGGAGCUCGCGAAACGAUAGCAAUCGGCGUCGAUUGCUAAAACGGGAACGAGAGAAAACACGAAUGCUUGAGGAAGGAGAAAGACCGAGGUAUGCAACAAUGGGACAUUUUUAUCGAAAAAAGGCCAGGGAGAAAAGGGAGGUUGCCGUGAGGCAAUGCCACUUUUGUUCAACUCGCAUUUUCACCAGAGAGGAGGAGCCACCCCGAGAGAGGUUGGCUGGCCUUUGACACGACACAAAAGGCUAUUGUGCGAUGACCCGUUAAAAAUCGUUGUCCGCCUAAUCGGCCGAAGGUUGAUUCGAUAAAACGCCGAAGGGCUAACCCGUCAAAUUUGCAUCAUCCUGCACGCAGCCUCUGGUGCAGUAAAUCUGACUACUGAUCAAACUCUUCCCUUUUUUUAUCCACAAUUUCCUGUGAUUUUGAUUUAUAACAACUAUUAUAUUCUUCUUGUUUGAUCCUUAUUUCUUUAUAAAUUAAUCAAAUUAAUUACCAUGCUAUAUUUCUGCUAUACAUCAAACCUUGUAAAACGUACAAGUGAUUUCCUUCUAAUUUCUCCAAUUAAUUCAUCAUGAUAAUAAAAAAGUAUCACUUCUAUCAACGAUAUAAAUAACUGUAAUAAACUAUGUUUAUAACCCGUCCAACGAGACGAAUCAGGAUAUGUUUACAAAUUCGCGCGCUCGACGCAGGGUCGAAGCUCAGUUGUUUCCAAUUCUUCAAACGUUUCGGUCGAGGUUUGUGUACCGUGAGCCGAGCCUGCUUCGAGCACGUGAAUUUCUAUGCAUUUAUUGUCUCGUCUCGUUGGAUGGAGUAUAUUAACAAAUAAAGAAAUACAAGCAUGCAAUCAAAGUGUUUAAUUCUACAGAAAUGAAAAUCAUUAAAAGUAUUCUAUAAAAAAUAGAAAGCAAUCUUCUCGGAUCAUUCUAUCAAUAGUAGGUAUCCUUUUAGCGUGCGAUUUAAAAAUAGCAGAUAAUGCUUGCGCAUAAUUACCAUGCAAAUUAAGUUGUUUUUUUCCCCUUUGUGAAAUCACCGAUAAUUCCGUGGUAGCAAACAAGAGAGUUCAAUGAAAUUCAAAGUGGAAUCGAAUAGAGUCCGCGAAGUGGAACACGCAUCGAUCCUCGAAAUUGUUUCGGAUCAAUCGCGAUCGAACCGACUACCUUAGGGCCGUAUCAACUAAAACGCUAUAGUUCAAAACGAAUACAUAUCACUAGUUAUUAUUAACGAGUCGCGAUAUAAUUAUAAUGAUGAAGAAAAAAAAGUAUAGGGUAGGGGGCGGGAUGAAUAAACGUGAAACGACAACUAAUUUAUUACACGUUUACCACAUCUUAUAUACAUACAAAAUUGAUAUAUUGUAUAUACAAGAUAUAUAUGUAUUAUAUAAUAUAUAUACACGUGCAUAUAAAUAUAUAUAUAUAUAUACAAAAUCGGUGAAUAGGAUAAGGUUUUGCUAAGACAAAAUCGCAUAAAAUGUACAGCGACGUUGAACCGAAAUAAAAAAAAUGGGGGGGAAUACUCUAUCGACAAAGAUCCAGACAGUAUUUUAAAAUGUCAUAGAUAGCUCUUAGUUCUCUACGUAUUUAAUGUAUCUAUUCCUACACGUACACUAUACACAACGCGCUACGAUUGCUCAUUAAUUUUCAUCUAUGAGCAGCAAUAAAACAAAACAGAACGUUCGUUCUGGAUAAAAAAAAAAGUAUAUUUCUCGUCAAUGUUCGUCGACGAAAAAUUGAGAAAUUGAAAUUCAAACUAAGGCGCGUACACAGAAAGAUAUAUCGUUGUCGAUGUCCUAUGAUUGUUAAAACGGAAACGGGGGCGUCGAAGUUUUUCUGUAGCCUCGACGCGCUACGUUUCCGCUCGUGUAAUUCAUAUUUAUUAUUUUUUAUAAUAGCGUAUACCGUGUAUGUGUUUCCUGUCGUGAUUACCCACGUUUCUCCUUACCUCGAUAGAUGUUUAAGAACGGAAGGGAGAAGAAUGAAAGAAAUGGUGAAAAGGGGAAAUCCUUUUUUUUUUUCGUUUCUAAUCAAUGUUUCUUCUCCCUUCCUCUCCCUACUUAUUAAUUCCCUAAUUAUUGCGUUGUUACUCGGAACUCGUUAGGUCACGGUUAACGUCGUGAGUCCGAUUGUUUAACUGCAUAUACGAUCGUCGAUCCAGCUCGUUGUCCUUAACCCUUUCACUAUCAACCCUUAACUCUUCCUAAUGUAAACUUGUUUCGUCCACAAUUCAAAUUAAAAAGAGAAAAAAAAUUGAAAAAGAUGUACUAUGACUUUUGAAGGGAAAAUCUUCAAAGAAAAAAAAAAAAGAAUAGAAAUGUAUCUAAUAUUUUUUAAGGAUUCAAAGUCGUUUGGUAAAUUGUAAUUUUUCGUCGUUUAAGGGUAGAUUCUUUGAAUGUUACCAAUGUGUAGAAUUAAGUAUACGAUUACAGGAGAAGAGUUAAGAAGAUAAACUCGAUUUCGAAAUUUCUUCGAAUAAUGAAUUAAAAAAUGGAGGAUUGAAAAUGGUUGUGAAAGGGUUGAUACGGUGACACGACGAACAUUUAGAACCUUCAUCGUUUCUAAGCACUCGAAUCAAAGGAAUUCGUGUCGUUGCUUCAAUCGUCUUCGCUCAUUUUUGUGUCCUGUGUGCCAUCGCGAAUUAUUACGCCACUGUGAUGGGUCAUCCUUCAUAGAAAAAAAAAUUAUUUUUUUCUAUUGUUGUCAUUGUUUUCUAGUUUAUUUCUAGUCAUUUUUCUGAGGUGGGCUAGGUCCAUUAGAAAUUUGGAAAAUCUGGAAUUUUAUAAUUCUAGAAUUCGAGGAUGUUAAAAAUUUCGAAUGACGAAGGGGCCUAGUAUAUUUAUUACAACUCUUUAAUUAACUUUUCAAUUCGUAUAAGUGUCAGUGGAGUAAUAAAAUCGAUUAUUCUUCGAAAAAUUCUGAUCACUUUCAGAAGCAUAAUUUCGAAAAUUCCUCAGCAAAUUAUGCCACUUAUACGAAUUGCUCAACGUAGAAUAUAUUGAUAAUUGCGAUAAGUUGUUUGCUUUUCUGUACAUAGAUUAUAAGAGAUAUAAUUUGUUGAUGCAUCGGUCACAAGUGGCGAGCACAUAAAGCAAUAAGUUUUGUCUCGCGUAGAACGAAACCGGAAGACAUACUUGACUGAUAGUACAUAGUUUUAAAGGCGAGCAAAAGUGUCGCAGAGAUAUCACCCUGUCUCCAUUGCACCAUUUAUAAACCGUAUUCUAAAGCGACUUACCAACGAUGAUUUAUCAAACGUACGAAUAAAUAUGUUUGAUAAAUGGAUUGGAAUUCUUGAGAAUAUGAUCGAUAUUUAACUUUCAAGCAUUCGAAUCGAAAAAAUGAAAACUUGAAUUAAAUUCCUUACAAUUUUAUUCUUAUACAGUUAUAUUAACCAAUAUCAUUUCUGAUUAUCUAACGAGGAUUUCAUUAUCAAUUGGAAAUUAAUUAAUUAUACCUGCGCUCAAUUUGUCGCUAAUCACAAUCAUUUGCUUCUCUAUUAAUUGAAACCAGAUGUCGAAGACACACACCUUCUCGUCUGGUAUUGAAACGUCAGCCUUUAAUUUCAAGAAGGUAUAAUAAAAUUAAAUAGUAUAAUUGAAUGAUAAAAUUGAAUUAAUGAAUAAAUUAAUUUUUUAAAUGAAGCAAAUGUAUGCGUAACAAAAAUGACCAUAUUCGAUUGAAUUUUUUGAAGAUAUUAAAAAGAGGAAUACGGGAUGGAGAUAGAGUGGAAGGAAACUAGAAGAAGUGUAUUUAAUUCAACGCUAACCGCAGAGGGAAUUUCGGCAAACCUUAGGUCCAUCUUACCCCAAGCCCCGUGAGAAAUUAAACAUCGAUACACGUAUACGUCGCUGGCGCAUCGUUGGGAAAAGAUGUAAUCGAUUCCUCGCGACCUGAUGCAGAGGCGCAUCACUAAAAAAAAAAAAAAAAA